Alternaria alternata is the source of this 1238-nucleotide messenger RNA. Its product is annotated as L-cystine transporter-like protein. Bases 119 to 970 code for a protein of 283 amino acids. Gene Ontology annotation, cellular component: fungal-type vacuole; vacuolar membrane. The record is from RefSeq and is a predicted model, not a curated record. The transcript is spliced from 3 exons. Gene Ontology annotation, molecular function: L-cystine transmembrane transporter activity. Gene Ontology annotation, biological process: L-cystine transport. Lineage: Eukaryota; Fungi; Ascomycota; Dothideomycetes; Pleosporales; Pleosporaceae.
UCUCUUUGGUCUGGCACUAGUCACAUUCCCGCUUCUGCUAUCGCGACACCCCAAGGUCGCAUGCCGCACAAUCGUUAUCGCCCAUGUACAUAGCUCUUUCUGAGGUCCUCUCUCCACCAUGACGAUAAGUCCUGAGCUCGAAGCCUUUGCACGAGCGAUAUCACGCGUACUGGGCUGGGCGUACUUCCUGUCGUGGUCCCUAUCUUUCUACCCCCAACCCAUAUCAAACUAUAUUCGCAAAUCCACGCUCGGUCUCGCAAUAGACUUCCCCACCCUCAACGUCCUCGGCUUCACCUGCUACACCAUCUCUACAGCCUGCUUCCUAUAUUCGCCUACUAUCAAAUCGCAAUAUGCGUACCGUCAUCCGGAAGCGCCUCAGACGACAGUACGAUUCAAUGACUUCCUGUUCGCAGCACAUGGCGCGGUCAUGUGCGUGAUCAUUUACAGUCAGUUCUUCGAGAAGAUAUGGGGCUUCGAGAUUGGCAAGAGGCAGAAGGUCAGUCGGGUCAUACUAGGAGUUUGGUGGGGAUGUGUGCUUGCUAUCGUGGUCGUGGUGAUGCUUGUAAAAACCAGAGGAACAGAAGGAAAUGAUGCACAGGGGUGGGCAUGGAUCGACGUUAUAUACACGCUCGGCUACGUCAAACUCCUCACCGUAUUUCUCAAAUACAUACCGCAAGCCUGGGUCAAUUACAAGCGCAAAUCUACGCUGGGAUGGAGUAUAUAUCCUAUGCUCUUGGACUUCGCGGGAGGUUGGCUUUCGCUUGCGCAGUUGUGCAUCGAUUCCGCGUUGGAAAACGAUUGGAGUGGUGUCACAGGCAACCCAGUCAAGUUCGGGCUGGGAAACAUUACUAUUGUGUUUGAUAUCAUCUUUAUGCUGCAGCAUUAUGUGCUGUACAAACGUCCUGCAAAGCAUUUGGAGGAUGAGGACGAAGAGGAGAGGCAAGGACUUGUGGCGGGUCAGAGGGACUAGAAAUUACAUUGUGACAUUCCGUCAAUAACUUGAACCAUUAAGGCUUGAAGCUGUCUGAUGGUGAAGUGCUGCUUCAUGCCAGACCUAUUCAAUCCAAAGAAGCGACAUUGACGCUCCUCUCAGACUCUUGGGACGUUCUUGGUAUAACCGGAAAAAAGUCCGUGGACGGAUAAUCCAGCCCUCUCCUCGACAGAAUCCGCGUACGUACCGUCAAUUCCUACCGAAGAGCGCUAUGGAAUAUAGGGACGCGUGGAGCAGGAAAUGUGAA